Nematostella vectensis (starlet sea anemone) is the source of this 1143-nucleotide messenger RNA. Its product is annotated as BLOC-1-related complex subunit 5. Gene Ontology annotation, cellular component: cytoplasmic side of lysosomal membrane; BORC complex; synaptic vesicle membrane. Gene Ontology annotation, biological process: lysosome localization; organelle transport along microtubule; positive regulation of anterograde synaptic vesicle transport. The coding region runs from base 88 to 708 and encodes 206 amino acids. The transcript has a single exon. The record is from RefSeq and is a predicted model, not a curated record. Lineage: Eukaryota; Metazoa; Cnidaria; Anthozoa; Actiniaria; Edwardsiidae.
UGGAUAAAAUGCCCAUGGAUCAAAGCGGGCCUGAUCCAACAUGGCGGAAGAAAACUCGAUGGUUACUGUGAAAACAUUCAAAUAGAAAUGGGCCAAGAGCAAAGUUCCACGCAUCCAGGUGCGACACAUAGCCCACAGAAAGUACCUUAUACAAAGAGCUCAGUAGAAAGACCCAGUCCCAAGCCGAAACGAGAAAAAGCAAAACUUGAAGACAUUGUUGUCGUCAGUCAAAAAUCCCAGGAGCUAACAUCACAAACGCUCGAUCCGGACCUCGAAACUCUUAAAUAUAUCCCUCUCGUUCGACCGAUACUAAACGCUUCUGUUCAAGUUACUCCAGCUCGUGAGCUAGAAAGACUUGAGAAGUUUGAUUUGCGACCGGCUUUGAAGCUAUGUUCCCGGUACGAAGACCACCUUAGGCAGUGCUCAGAAGCGGUCGCAUUUGACCAAGACAUGCUAGCAUCCAGGAUCAAAGAGGUGGAUGUUAACUCUACCGCUGUCCUAAGCGCCGUGAAUGACAGACACAGGAAAUUAGUUCACGUCAUAGCGCAUUUAAAGAAAGUCGAAGAGAUGAGUUUUACUUUAAGGAGGAUUGACGCCAGUAUGAAAAAGAUUGUUCCUUUGAUUGACAGACUGAAUAAUAUAUUACCAGAGGAGGAGAGACUGGACCCCUUUAGUUUUGAGCCUGGAGGACUCAGCAUAAACAACUAAAUGCCUAUAAGCUGGGAAGAUACAAGGGGGAGAAGGGUGGUGCAAAAAGGUUGGUUCUCACUAGAAUGCAAGCGCAAACCCAAGAGAAGGCAACCGCUUGAUAUUCUUGGGCUUGUGUUUGUGUUUUCUCAUUUUUAAAGGGCUUGCUCAUGCACUUUCUUCACAGUGAGAACCAACCUUUUAGGUUUUUGCAGGAAAGGGUCAAGCAAAGAGGACUUAUUAUAAACAACUGGAUGUAGGAAAUACAAAAGAUAAAGGUAUUGAGGGUGGAUUAGGGAAGGGUUGAUCUAGUAGGGAAUACUUUUCAAUUAGAUCAAUUGCAUUUUUCAUAAUUUUAUAAUCAUUUAUCAGAAGCCACAUAUAAUAUUGGCCCAAAAGUGUUCAUUUUUUUCAAUGAUCCUUAAAAAAGAACAUAAGUAAAAAACCUUUUUUGCC